CCUAACGCGUUUUACGAGAAGGCGCUUUUCAGAGCAGACACAGAAAAUGGAAAAUGCUCUGACGGGUGGAAAAAAGGCGAGCUGGCGUUUAUCGUAAAUAGUUCUGCGAUAAAAAUGAUAAUGUGUCUCCCUGGCGCAUAGUGUUAUGUUCUUGAGAUAAAGAAAGUGUGGUGCGUCAAGCGAGACGUGUGGUUGUAAUCUAGUCAGUAUGUCGGCUCCGAAACACGACAAUGUUUUGUGUAGCCGCCCUUAACCCAGCAGACUACACUAUUGAAAAAUAAUUGGUCUUUUCCUGGCCAUCUUGAAUGAAUACUAUUGUCAAAAAGUGAGAGAUUGUUGGUACGUGAAACAGUUGUGAACCAUUAACGUUCUUGGUGCCAGGAUGUCUGGAGGUGAACGCAAAGUUAAGCGACCCAGAGCUCAAGGAUGGGAAGAAGCUGGUGGAGAAUUUUACCAGGAGAGCUACCCUGGAUGCGAGGCCGAUCUUGACUCUAUGCAUCAAAAUCCUUCUAACAUUGCAACUCUGUUGCCGAGCAAACAGAAUCGGACCGCUACAUAUUCCAAAAAAUAUGAUACGAAAGGCACUCUAAGGAGAAGAACUGCUUCAAGAUCCCAAUGUCACAAUACUAUUAGGAGACCCUCGAUGGCUCCUGUGUCACAGGCAGCCACUGAUCUCGGUGCAUUGCUGCCUGACCUUUCAGAAAAUUUAUCAAAUGAAGAGCGGACAUGGGAGGAAAUAAUGCAAAUCAAAGCCAUGCCUGUCAGCAUGGCUCAAAAGAAAGAACACAAAGCUAAACUGCAGAGCCAAACAAAGUUAAGACUUCAGGGAAUAGAACAACUCAAAUGGCAGCGGCGUAAGAUGUGGCAGCAGUUGAAAAAAUCUUGGUCUGAAACAUUGGCUAAGAUGGAUAUUUGGAGACUCAGUAUGAAGGAGGUUGAAGGAGAUUUUGGAACAGGAGUGGUGGCAUAUUUCCUUUUUAUUAAAUGGCUAAUGCUUCUUAAUCUUGGAAUUUGCCUCCUAAUGGUUGUAUUUAUUGUUUUACCUGCUCUAUUGCUUAAGCCUGCUGAGCAGCCACAAGAAUGCAACUUGAGUAGCAAUGUGUCAGGUUCAGGAUCCAUUGAAUGCUGUUCUGCUAAGUAUGCAAACUCAUCAUCUGAAGCUGAAAAUAUUGUAAUACAAAUAGUUCAAGGAAGAGGCAUUGUGGAACAUACACAAGCAUUUUAUGGAAUUUACCCCAAUGUGGUGCUUGAUCUCAACUCUUCAGCUGGUCUUUAUUAUGACAUGCCUUUGGCAUACAUCAGUGUUGCAUUAACUUUUAUGUUGAUAAGUCUUGCUGCAAUUGUUAAGUCUGCUGCCAAGGGAUUUAAAGAACGUCUUGUUGAAGGUGAAGGACAGUUCUAUCAGUAUUGCAAUAUAAUAUUUUCCAGCUGGGAUUUUUGUAUUAAUAACGAGAAGUCUGCAAAUAUUAAACAUAAAGCAAUUUACUAUGAAAUAAAGUCAAGCUUGGAAUCUGAGAGAAUUGAAGAGGAGCGAAUAACACGAUCAAAAGAGGAGAGAUUCAAAUUGUUUUCUGUCCGAAUACUUGUAAAUGUUGCUGUGAUUGUGCUAAUUACCGGAGCACUUUACCUAAUAUAUGCUGUUUUUGACUUUUCGGCACGAACACAAAACGAAGAUUUCAUUGCCAAAAACGAACUUCUCAGGCUCUUAUUUGAGUUUCUGCCAUCACUUUGCGUUGUUGGACUGAAUUUAAUCAUCCCCAUAGUUCUGGGGAUGAUGGUCAGCCUAGAGAGGUAUUCUCCUGUGCUUGUAAUUAGGAUGACACUGAUGCGUACAGUUUUGCUACGUCUUUCUUCUCUUGGUGUGGUACUGUUGUCAUUCUAUCGUCUCUUCAAAUGUGAUCCCUGCAAAAGUGAGGGACCAGAUGAGAAUUGCAAGGCUCCUGCAUGUUGGGAAACACAUGUUGGGCAACAAUUUUAUAAGCUGAUGCUUGUGGACUUUUUGUCACAUAUUGCUGUAACAUUUAUUGUUAAUCUUCCAAGAGGCCAACUUGCAAAGUACUCCCGUAAUUCAGUCAUUACCUAUCUGUGUGAACAACAAUUUGACUUGCCCAAACAUGUUCUUGAUGUUGUCUACAUCCAGACCUUAUGUUGGUUGGGUAGUUUCUUUGCUCCUGUUCUGCCUCUUCUCGCCUUUGUGAUCUUCUUUUUCAUGUUUUACAUAAAGAAGUUUGCCUGUCUUGUUAACAGCAAGCCCUCUACAAUUCCAUAUCGAGCCUCAAGAUCAAAUUCUUUGUUUAUGGCUGUGCUAUUGCUUUCAUUUGUAGUCAUGAUUCUUCCUUUAGGCUAUACAAUUGCAGAAUGGCAACCUUCCCGGUCAUGUGGACCAUUCCGAGGCCAAACAACAGUUUGGUCAGUAAUUGUGAGAACUUUCUUGUCUUCCCCACUUUGGCUCCAACAUAUUGUGUUCUUCUUUAGUACAGCAGGAUUCGCUGUACCUGCUUUUGUGACUCUUGUAUUAUGUUUAUACUACUUUUAUGCAGUGUCUGCAGCCAACAAACACAUGGUGAUUGUUCUCAAGAAUCAGUUGGUGCUGGAAGGCAGAGACAAGCAGUUUCUGCUGCACAGGUUAAGCACAAUCAUCAAACAACAACAAGAGCACCACAAGGCAAUGAGGGCUGCCGCACAGAGUGUUCAAAUGAACAGUACAGACAUCUCAAGCAGUACGUAGAACACACUAUCAUAAAUUUAUAAAGGGAAAAAAGAUAUAUCACCACUGCUUAGUAGGGAAGUGUAAUUGUGGCAAUAGUGUAACUAUACUGUCUCAACCCAGUUGUGCCGUCUGUUUGUAAAGUCCAGGUGUGAUUUUAUUUGGUCGAGUUUGUCUGGAAUGACAAAUGGCAUAUUGAUAUUAGAAUGGAAGUAAUCUAUUUCCACUAGUCAGUUUUCAAUUUAUUUUAAUUUUUGAACUGUUGUGUGUAACACUACCACGAGGAAGUUUUUAAAUGGAGAACUUUUGUAGCCUUUCUAGAAAAGUAACUGUUAGCUUUUUUUUUAUAAAACAAUUUUGUUUAAAGAAAAGAAUGCAAAAAAAAAAAAAAAAAAGGAUAAAAGAAGGGUGUGCAAAAGUUAUGUAAUUCUCUUAUACUUACAGCUGCUCAAUCAAAGUGAUCCAAAGAGUUUUUUUUCUUUGAAACAGUAUUGUCUCAUUUACUGUGUUCAGAAAUGUUUUGUUUUUUUAAAUUUUAAAUGAUUGCCAUGAAGGUUUUAGAAAGAAUGCUUGGUUGUGUCUUUUGAUUGAUUGAUGCUUUUGCUGCUCACUGGUAUUGUGUAAAAUACCACGUGGGCCUAUCUGGUGCAUUAUGUUUUUCUCACAAAGCUGUAUACCAAUUGAUCAAAGCAAAAUAAUCAAAAUGAAUCCUUCAUACUUUAGUUCCUGAAUGUUAAUAUAUAUUGGGUGCUUAUUUAUGGAGCCCUAUUUUAUGAGUUGCCAUUUUGUGAUGGAACAGUGUCCUAUUCUGUAGAACAAAUGACUACUAUUUAUAUGUAGCUUUAUAAGUCUGUCACAAAGAUGUAAAGGAUUUUUGUAGUCCCUAUGAUAUUAACUAUUUAUUACUGUAAUUCAGGGUGUGAUGUAUUGUGAGUAAAGAUUUUUAUAUCUGAGAAAGAGAAGUGCAUGUAGAGUCGUGGCUGAAAGAGUGCACAAGUAGUGCUUUCCACUGUUAAUUAUGGUUUUGUUUUCAAGAAUUGCUCUUCACCUAUGUAAUAAGAUGUAGAGCAGUGAAUUAAAACUUUCCCCUACUAAGAUGUUAUCUUUCAAAAUUCUGUGUAUUUACUCCAAAAAGUUUUAAAGUCUUCCCAGUUUUGUCAUAGUAAUGGUCUCCCACUCUUCCGCUAUGAUCUCAUUGUGUGCUGUAAACUCUACAUUGCAUAGUUUGACUCUGGUCCACAUGAAAAUACCAUUAACUUAAAGAAGGCUGAAAUUUUGCUGUGAAAAUAUUAUUAAUCGAUUGUAUCAUAAUUUUGAUAAGUUGUGAUGUGAAUUGCGUGUCCCUGAUGAAGAAAAUGUGUUGAACUUAUUGUGAGGCCGGUUUGUGAUAAUCAUCAGGCUUGUAGAAUUAAUUUGUUUAAUUUUUCUUUUCUGCAAAGGUAUCUAGACUUUCGUAAUCUGAUGCCAAAUUAUUUUCCUAAACAUCGUGUAUUUAUUGUGGCAUUAAGAUACAAUGUGUCCAUUAAGUAAAUAUGCUCCUUUGUGUUAGAAUUUAUAAUAAUUCUAAUAUGUAAGCUUAAGUAAUUGUGUAUCAAGAAAAGGUGCUUUCAACCCGAGAGGGAUGUAUCUAAAGGCAUUGUGAGGUUGUCUGAACUUUAAGGACCAUGGCGUUGGGUUUACUGUUUUCAAAGUUUCCCAAUCCAGUGUAUAUCUUUCAUCUUACUUUGACCUCAUUAUGGCUUUAUGUUGCUCUUGGGUAAGUAUCUCAAUCCCACUGCAGUAUUUAGAGGUUUAAAUUUUAUUUAGGAUAUUAAUGCUUGUUGGGCAUAUCUAUUCCUCUUCUGUGGAAAUCUUUUCAUGCUCUAAAUGUGCGGAAGUUUUUCAGUCAUUCCCCUCCAGAAGUCUUUUAAAUUGCUUGUAUGUACACUUCAUCCAAUAUUUUCACAUACAGGUAGCAUAAGAACAGCUCUGUUUACUUCAAUGCUACACUGGAUGAAGCUAUUGGUAUUUUUUUGAUCUCUCUCUUAGAUCUGAGGUUCACUCAUUCCUUAUCACUGCUGUCCUUUUGUCCCUCUUUGUUGUGACCUAUGACUGUUCUUUGCUCUAUCAUUAGGGUGUCUACUUUCUUAUGAAUAUUCUGUAUCUGAGAUUUUAUAAACUGCUUCCAAUGCUACCCCUUAGGUGUUCACUGUACAGUUUAAAUCGUUAGCACUUAAUGAUUCUAGUCCUAAAUCUCACCAUAAAUAUACUCUUUGUAUCAUAUAGAAGUUAUAAUGCUUCUUUUUAUUUUUUGAACUAAGCUGUUGUUCCUGCUAGCUUUCCUUUCAAGAAGACAUUUUGAAAAAUAAAUUGUAUGGCGCUA
Messenger RNA from Frankliniella occidentalis (western flower thrips), 5069 nucleotides. RefSeq names its product transmembrane channel-like protein 7. NCBI's taxonomy places the organism in Eukaryota, Metazoa, Arthropoda, Insecta, Thysanoptera, Thripidae. Gene Ontology annotation, molecular function: mechanosensitive monoatomic ion channel activity. Gene Ontology annotation, cellular component: plasma membrane. The coding region runs from base 383 to 2728 and encodes 781 amino acids. The transcript is spliced from 10 exons. The record is from RefSeq and is a predicted model, not a curated record.